AUGGACAAUGCUUUUGCACGGGGCACGGUUGCAACGCCUUUCCUGAGCAACAUCAAAAGGCACCACGCGUCUUUGCAGCAUCAGCGCGCUUUUAAGGUCAUUGGCUUCACCAACUCUCAGCAGGCAGACAAGGAUUGCCCUGGGCUGGAUGUGUUCAAACAGGCGCUGGACCACAGGCUGAACAAAUGCUCGCUGAGGCAAGGGAUUGGCGGCGAGAACCCCUGUGGACGAGAGAAGUUGUCUCGCUUGCAGUGGUGCUUGGCUGAGUCCGACCGGGAGAUUACCCGCGACUUCAUCCGGCGUGCCUCCGCCAUAGCAAUAGCACAGGAUGGUCGCCAGAACCGGUUGCUGAUGCGUUUCUCCGCCUGCACCCCAAACCUGGAGAUCAAGAAGGGCAUCCUGGGCGCCCAAGAAGUUAUCGGCGAGACCAUCUCCAACGUGGUUGUGGCAAUGGAACGUGUCAUUGAACGCUUUGCCACGCCCGGAUGGGGCGGCCCAUGCGCUCAAGAGAUGGACUCUUCCCUGCGCGAACACCUCCGGAACUCGGUGACGAUCUUUGUGGCGGAUGCUGCCAGCAAUGAGCAGGGCGCAGGGCGAGUGAGCAAGAGUUUCUUCCCAAACCUGGUUUCGAUUCAAAGAGACAGGGCUCACGCUUGUACCAGGGUGCUGAAAAGGCCAUGGGACGCCGUGGCCGAAAUCAAAGACACCAUGAACAGGUACAUCAUGGGUUCGAACUCAAUCUGCCAGAAGAUCCACUUCUCGCAGACGCUGCAGGGCGUAUUCAGCCGGUUUGCUGUGGCAUGCGAAAAGAACGGCGGCAAUGGCAGGCGUAUUAAGCAUCUCCAAGCUGCAAAGCACCGGUUUGCAUCAUGCUCGCUGCCAUUACAAAGAACAGUGAUCUACAUCGAUGCUCUGAUCUCGACUCUGGUCUGGGUUGCGACCCAGCGCGACGGCGACGAUGCCAAAGCUGCGUUUGAGUACCUGGACGCCAUGAGCGAGCGGCACCUCAUCCUGAUCAGCAUGCUCAUCAUGAUCAGCAUGCUCAUUGAUCAGCAUGUGGAAUCCUUGCUGGCACGCCUGCACCGCUUGAUCAACCAGGGCGCAAUUUUCACUCAAGGGUUCACGGCUUACAUGCUGGAGCUGCUUGAGGUACGUCAGCAGGCUAAGACGAUCGGGGGUCGUGGCCGGGUCAGUCCGGAGCUUUUGCUGGCCUGCACUGAACAGUGCCAAGCAUUUCUCGUUCUCGCCACCAACACGCUGAAAGCUGAGUUCCCAGAGCAUGAUAUUCUGACAUCGUUCCGGGUUUUUGAUGUUGUCAAGAAGCGUGGUGUGGAACGAGACGAAGCGCACCACAUUGCCUUCAAGGAUCGGUCUUUGCAGCGGAUGGCUCAGGUAUUCCAAGUGGAUGCAGUUGCACUCCGGUCGCAGUUUGACGAGGUCGAGCCCAUCGCGAUGUAUGAGGCAACCACUUGCCGCACAUGCAGCUUUACAGCUUGGCAAACUGCGCUGCAGAGAAUACGUGCGCGGACUGCUGGUCGACGUCAAAAAGACCACCUCCAAGCCUUGUUCAAGGUAGUGUCUUUUUACGGAGCAUGGAACGGAUUGAGCACCUCGGGCGUCGAGCAAUCAUUCAGCAUUCUGCAGGAGGGCAUCAGCAAGCAGCGGAGUGAGGCUACACAAAGCGACGAGCAGCAGCUGCUGCUGCUGUCCAAGACCGACACGCCCCAUGACCAGCUUUGCGCAAGAGCGGCCAAGGUCUGGCAAGCGUACUUUGGUAAGCCCCGAGCAAGCUGCAUGACAAGGCUUGACAAAGGCAUAAAGCGCAAGCAGACAGGCUGCACUUUGACGGUCAACGAUGUUCGAAAGGGCCGCAGGCUUGACAGCAAGGCGGCAGCACCAGUGGACAUUGCGACGGUUGAGUCAACUGCUGCCAGGGGAUCGUCAGGAAUCUGGUCAGAGUCGAUGGCGAACGAGCUGACCUUUCAGAAAACAAAACAAUAUGAAAGCCGCGCGCAGAGCUACCUUGAGAACGCGCUGUUAGAGGACGAGGUUGAGCCGGACCUCGUUGAUGUGGCACUGGCCGUUCGGCAACACGUAGCGAAAACCGAUGAGCAGCGAACACGGAAGGAAGCUCGGAGUGCCAACUUGCUGCUGCCCAAGAAGGUUGACGUUGCAGCCAGGCCGUUCUACCUCGAGGACAGCAGCUGGCUUCAAGACGUGCAUGGGGCUGCGCGUGACAGAGCGCGACGCUUUGUGUGGGAUGCGGAAGGCUUCGUGGUGGAGGACCCAGCGAACCCGCAGGAGGAGGUGUUCGUUGCUGCAACUCUUUUGGGUGGCAUGCUGGCCAACAAGCAGUACUUUGACAGCAAGGGGGAAAAGGGCAUCGCGCUGCACUUUGCGCCUGCCAUCCACGUUUUGCGCAAGGUGUUUGUCAGCCCGGCGUUUGAGCGUGAGAAGCCUGCCAUUGCUAAUUGCUCUAAGCGAGCGGGCCCCGCACCACGCUUCUUGGCAGCCAUGUCGCCGAAGAAGCAGCCGAAGAACAAGGCGAAGGCAAAGGCAGCGGCUGCCGCGGUGCCCGCUGCCGACGAUGCGCCAGCCGCCGCGGAUCCUGGUCCUGGCGAGGUGGCUGAUGUGAAUCGGGCGCACUAUGCGCAGCUGGAAAUUGCUUUGCAGCGCAUCAUGGAGCACCCGCUCUUCAGCAACAUCAUGCAUGAGGAGCCCAUCGGCAUCAAUCAGAACGCGGCAUCCCACUCGGCUGGCCACAAGGCAGUGUUUGUGCAGCAAGCCUAUGAAGCUGCAAUGCAGACUGCCGGCCAGUACGACAGCGCGUGCAACCUCUUUUGGCUGAACUUGCGGUGGACUUGCGCCCCUCGAGUGCCGAUUUCCCGCCAAGCUGUGACCAACUUGCAGCACAGCAUGUUCUGCAAAGGGCCCAAGAGGCAGUUCGACAAGCCGAUCAUUGUUGCGGUGGGCGCGAACUUGGAGCUCAGCCGUGGGAACUUGCGCCGCGUGAGCCCGGAAGAGGUGGAGCACGCCUACCUGUUUGCGCUGGCAGCCGCCAUUGAGCGCGAAGAACCUGAGCAUGUCAACCUCCGCAACAAGAUCAUCGAUGACUAUGAUGCUCUUGUCCGAACAGCAAGCCAAAGAACUUACGAGCUCAUGACCUACAAGGCCGCCCAGGAGUCAGCGGCGAAGAAGAUGACAGCAGAGGAGCUGUACGAAGCAUGGUCGCAGCAGGUGUCGGAGUCCAAGUCGGCCCUUGCGGAGAACGUCACUUUGAACUUCGUUCAAACGGCGAUCCGGGUGUAUGACAGGGUCCUCUCGGUGCCGAAUUUGCGGGACAUGGUGUUCGUGAUGGACAACAGGCUCGGCAAGGCGUCGCCCACUUCGCAAAUGUGGACCCUUGCCAAGAUCCUUGAGAAGACCAAGAACCCGGACCAGAUCGCUUGGGCUCUGGCGACGAUGGAUGACCUCAUGAUUUACCUCGGUGGAGCACCUCGGCAGAAGGGGCUGGUGGACUUGUGGGUCCUGAAGAUGGAUCUGAAGGACUACUUCCUGGGCCCCUUCCUCGGCAAGUUGCAGCUGCCAGAGGCUGACACUGCCAUGAUGGCCAGGCGGAAUGAAAAGUCCAUCCUGGGCACGGUGCGCGAGAGCACGCGAAAGAUGGUGAGCAUCCUGGUCGCAGAGGUGAUCAGCCAGGUGAAGUUCCUGUCGGAAGCGAUCGAGGAAGUCAGCAUCACGAACAAGGAGGAGUCCACUGGCCAUCCCAUGGCCACAUCUUCCAAAGAGCCGGGAAGCGCCCAUGAGGACGUCAAUCAGGGCAAAUCCUUGACGCUGAAGGACUUGUGCACGGCGCAGCAGCUGGAGACUGUCGAUGACGAAGGCAAGCUGGACGACUGGCUGACCUUUCUGCUCAACAAGUUUGAGUCAUUCUGCACUUUGGUGGUGGAUCAUGACAGCAAAGAUGACUUGAUCAAGGUCCUGGAGCCCACUGUGCUGAAAAAGGUGAGCGGGCCAUGCAUGCUGCUCUACGACUCGAAGGUUGCUGGAGAGGCGUCAUCGAAUCCGAACAUUCGUUUGCCACCCUUCCAGCAGAGGCAUUUCCGCCGCAUGCUGCAAGCAUUCACGGCAGUGCGGGGACCUGGCGACCAGGAGAAUGCCCAGGAGGGGGAUUUGAAGAAGACGGACCUCGUCAUCUACAUGGAUGGAGGGCGGAGUGGCAACGACACGUCGGUGUCACAAGCCUUUGUUGACUCGACGGGCCGCUCGAUGAACAAAUGCAGACAGUGCUUCACAAUCUGCUACGACGAAGAAAGCCUCGUCGACAGGCGCGAAAAAGUUCGCGGGUUCGUGAACCAAACCGAGUCCAUGAUGUGCUACACCCUUGAGGGGUUAGAGAUUGAGAAGGUUGCGCGGAAGCACUACAGCGGGACGAAUCACGGCACCCACAUCGGUCCAGUUCGCGCGCUGCCUUACACCGACAAAGCUUGUUGGCGAAUGAGCCCUGCCGACAAGAAAGGCUUGUAUGGGGACAAGGGUAGGGUGCUCACCGGUGGCCCCUGA
Messenger RNA from Effrenium voratum, 4563 nucleotides. The record is from the annotation of a GenBank genome assembly. Lineage: Eukaryota; Dinophyceae; Suessiales; Symbiodiniaceae.